This is a messenger RNA of Daphnia magna, 1834 nucleotides long. Its product is annotated as immunoglobulin G-binding protein A. Lineage: Eukaryota; Metazoa; Arthropoda; Branchiopoda; Diplostraca; Daphniidae. The coding region runs from base 903 to 1667 and encodes 254 amino acids. The transcript has 9 exons. Gene Ontology annotation, cellular component: extracellular region. The record is from RefSeq and is a predicted model, not a curated record. Gene Ontology annotation, molecular function: chitin binding.
GCUGUCCUUCGUUGAAAUGCAAAGUCCUUACGGCAAGUAUACGCACAUGCAGCAUAUAGUUCUCGACACCACUUGACGCAGGAUGCUCGAAAGAUUUACGUUAAGCGCAUGCCAGCUGUCAGAGAGUCCUCAUUUCAGCAAAGAAUGAGCGUGAUAGAAUGGGACAGAAUGAUUUCAAGAAUCAUCACUUAAAGAAAAAUAAAAUUGCAUCCAAACAAGUGAAUUAGCAGACGAAUGGCGAGCGUUUCUACCCGAUCGUCUACUGACAUUCGGGGGUCAUACUUGAAACAGAUAACAAGAAUUUGGAACCUUAUUUGAUGUUGACGUCCAUUACUGUAGGAGGAGAAGGGAAUUCAGCAGCGUGUGCAAGACUAUAAAACUGGAUUGGCUUGCUCGGACUAAACUGGCUGUAAUUUCUUUGGUGUACUCUUCGCGAGAAACUACGUGGGAAUGAAACCAAUUAUGUGGAAGCUACAGGUGUAUAGGAAACGAUGAAAAGGCAACAAUCGAAUGAUAAUACGCUGCUCGACGGAAAGCCCCGACAACUAAGUGAUGAACGCAUCUUCACACGCGCCUGAUGGCCCAUUUUUCCGCUCCGGGACGAAGAAAAUGGUGCGAAGCUCAUAACGGUGAGCAGAAGAGGAAAAUGGAGGGCAGUAGUCUCACGCUACGCAUAGAUACAUGGCAUUGCUGGAUGGCAAACAGUCGACCAUCAUCCUUCGUAGCGUGCGGGUUUCGUCGUUGUUUUUCUCACAAAAAUUUCACGUUUCCGUUCGUUUUCUUCGUUUGCUGCUUCUGCUGCUGCUCCAGUCUACGAUUUUCAACGAAGAUAGGAAGGAAGAAGGUCGUGGUUUAUCCGUUUGUUUGGAGGUUUACACCACUGUGAAUCACUCUGUUCCGAGAUGACCGCCUUACACUUGACGCUGAUCCUCUGCAUCAGUUGGCUAGCCGUUGCAUUCGCCGCAGAGCCAACGAGGCGGCAAACAAAAUUAGGAGACGGUGAACGUCGCCAGAUCUUUCGCGAUGAAGUGGACCAUUUGAAAAAGGUUAAACGGCCAGCCGAAACCAAUCAUGGUUACUUCCAACCGCAGGAGGACGGUAAUCAACCGCUAUACCAGGAUAGUUAUCGACCAGAUACUCACGACAAUUACAGGCCAACCUAUCAGAAACCCGAUGGCUACGACGGAUACGAUCAGCAUCAAGAACAGAAACCUUACGUCCCCCAACCGCCGCCACCGGCUCAAUACGAUGACUAUGAGCCGGUGAAACCCGCUGCACCUAAGCCGUAUAAACCAGCCGUCCCCAAACCGUACAAACCACGCCCUACCUACCCCAAGGAGGUGGUACUCUUGAAGCCCAGCUUGGCCCUCAAAUCGAACGCGUACGCUGACAAGUAUACUACGCCAAAUUAUCGUCCCAGCCACAUUCCUGGUACUCCUGGAGAAGAUUAUCCCAAUUAUACUGCCAUUCCAGAGACCUCUUUUGAUUGUCUAAACUUCAAGAACGCCGAUUUCAAUUACAUGUUUUCCGAUAGGGAAUCUGGAUGUCAGGUGUUCCAUACGUGUCAUGAUGAUGGUCGCCAGGAUUCCUUUUUAUGUCCACUAGGCACAAUAUUCGACGUGGAAUCGCAGACUUGUGAUUGGUGGUUCAACGUCCGAUGUAUUUAAGAGGCAUCUUCUUUGAUACUAUAUUUAAAAGUUUUUACCUAAUUUACAAGCACUUGUUCAGUUACUGAUGAAUAGCACCAUCUAUCCGUAUUGACGUAUCUAUUUUUUAAAGCAAUAUGGGAUCUAUCUUUCGUGAUUUUUAAAGAAAUAUAACUCUUGCGUCUUCA